This is a messenger RNA of Phymastichus coffea, 920 nucleotides long. RefSeq names its product valacyclovir hydrolase-like. The coding region runs from base 1 to 894 and encodes 297 amino acids. The transcript has 5 exons. The record is from RefSeq and is a predicted model, not a curated record. Lineage: Eukaryota; Metazoa; Arthropoda; Insecta; Hymenoptera; Eulophidae.
AUGUCAACAGUGAUGAAGCGUCUCUCAAACAUUUUGAUAAAAAGUAAAAAAAUAAAAAAAUUACAAUUUGAAUGUGUAGAAAUAAAGAAUAAUUUAUCGACGCAAGCAACUGCAAUUGAAUACAAAGUAAAUGUAGAUGGAGUUGAUAUAAAUUAUGUAAAAACUGGUUCAGGAGAACAUGCAGUGCUUUUACUACCAGGAAUGAUGGGCACCAUAUGGACUGAUUUCAAACCUCAAAUUGAUAAUCUUAACAAAGAAAAGCUGACAAUAAUUGCUUGGGAUCCACCUGGAUAUGGAAAGUCUAAGCCACCAAAUAGAACAUUUCCCAAAAACUUUCACAGAAGAGAUGCUACAUGGGCAUGUAAUUUUAUGAAAACUUUGGGUUUUGAUAAGUUUUCAUUGAUAGGAUGGAGUGAUGGUGGGAUUACAUCUCUCAUUCUUGCUGCAACAUAUCCUGAGAAUGUUAGAAAAAUUAUUGUUACAGCAACACAUACAUACAUUACACCUCAAGAAAUGGCACUAUAUGAAAUAUCAAAAGAUCUUAGUACAUGGUCAGAACGAGUGAGAAGAUCUUUAAUAACAAUUUAUGGAGAGAAAUAUUUGCAAGAUACUUUAAGCAGUUGGAUUGAUGCAAGGAGAUUUAUUGUGGAAAAUAAUAAUGGUGACAUAUGUAAAGGAGAUUUGAGUAAAAUAAAGAGUCAAACUUUAAUUGUACAUGGAAAAAAAGAUAUAAUCAUUCCCAUAGAACAUCCUCAUUAUAUAAAAGCAAACAUAAAAAAUUCUAAACUUAAAAUAUUCAACGACGGUAGGCAUAACGCGCAUUUAAAAUAUGCAGAUGAAUUUAAUGCUCUAGCUAACAAUUUUCUUAUAAAUGAAGAGGAUAAAAAAUUGUGAAUUAAUUUUAUAAAUUAAAUAUUAAG